Messenger RNA from Apiotrichum porosum, 933 nucleotides. RefSeq lists its product as uncharacterized. The coding region runs from base 1 to 933 and encodes 310 amino acids. The record is from RefSeq and is a predicted model, not a curated record. NCBI's taxonomy places the organism in Eukaryota, Fungi, Basidiomycota, Tremellomycetes, Trichosporonales, Trichosporonaceae. The transcript is spliced from 3 exons.
AUGGCGGUUUCCACCAGCUCGUUCUUCCACCCCCGGAGCGCGGCCGAGGUGCCCGCAACCCCCCUUGCCUUCCCGCGCAACAACUGGCUCAGCCUGGAGGCAUUCGGGUUCCCGCCGUACAACACGCGCGAGUACAAGUACGAGGCGUGCUGGGCAGCCGCCGAGGCGAGCAUGUCGUGGUCACGCACGCUGGGCGUCGCUGCAGAGGUCGAUACCGACGGGACGCCGUACGUACCGGCGGUGCCUCGCGCGCCUGCCGUGGACGUUGUCGACGACACGGUGUUCAUGCUCGCGCUCUUUGACAAGGUGCACGAGAUCAUGUGGUACGCCAGCAUGCGCGCGGUGUUCGACAAGAACCGCACCCGCCAGACGGCCCUGCAGUGGACGACGUGGACCGACGACCUGGUUGAGAGCGUGUACGACACAACGCUGAAGAAAACUCCAGGUCGUGAACGUCCGGCCCCCACGUUCGAAGAAGUGUAUUGGUUCGUGCGAGACGCGCUCGAUGUGUGUGGUGACGAAUGGGACCUGGUCGCGCGCCCGCCGCGGCGCCCAGAGGGGUACAUCCCGUUCCCGACCAGUGUGCUCGGCCGCUUCGCCGCAACGUACGCCCAGCACUCAUACGUCGAAGUCAUCGACGUCCCCGGCGCAGAGGAGCGCCUUGUCACAGUCCCCGCCAGCGCGGACGUGCCGGCCCCGUGGCAGCCCGUGGAGGAGGGGGCCGUGUACGCCGCCAGUGGGCUCCACGCCGCCCUCAAGCUGAAGGACGCGUACCGCGCUGAGCAGGAUGCCUUCUACGACGACUUUGAGCACGCAACCCUGCAGUGCGACCCCCUUUCUGGAGCUCAGCUGGACGCCGCCAUUCCUCCGACUCCCUCCGCCCCGACUGUGUCAUCGGCUCCGACUCGCACACCGCUCCCCGACCUUGGCUAG